This is a messenger RNA of Hymenoscyphus albidus, 2004 nucleotides long. The record is from the annotation of a GenBank genome assembly. NCBI's taxonomy places the organism in Eukaryota, Fungi, Ascomycota, Leotiomycetes, Helotiales, Helotiaceae.
CCCUCGUCUUCUCUCCUUCCUACAACAUAGAGUCCUUGGACUGUAGCAAUACCUCUCCAAGUGCGCUCUGUUUCUCUUGUAUCCCAUUUCUUGUUCCCAACCCUCUCCCUCAACUACACCCCCUACCCCCCUCGUACCCCCCCAAUCUCCUUUAACGACCGUUACGACCCGUCAAACGAAUCUUCUAUCUUGGAAAAUAUUCGAAGCUCCAUACUCCAUACUUCGGCUCUCUCCUUUAACCCGUCCAACCUUCCAGAGACGCAGCGUUUCCCCUCCCUCCGCCUCCCAUUAUUCUCCGACAGUGGGAUUAGCAACCGUCGGCGUGCCGGUUUCACUCCCUCGUUCCCCUCACAUCCCGUGUGACUGCUAGGGACUGCGUUCUAUCUUGACGAACUAUCUUUUCGAGUCCCUCAAUUCGAAUAUCACUACCACUUCUCCCAAAUCCCAUUUCUCAUCGCCAUUUUCAAUUCGCAAAAAUGGGCGGCCCUGAGAUUUCCAAGCAAUUUGUUCCAUUAACAUGCCACGGUCAUUCACGCCCCGUCACACAUUUGAACUUUUCUGGAUUCGUUGAUGGAGAGGAGGACUAUUACUUGAUUUCCGCUUGCAAGGGUAUGUGCAGCAGCGUAUCUGAAUUGGGAAUUGCAUAACUGACCAUGUUAGAUAAUAAUCCUAUGCUUCGCGAUGGUGUUACGGGCGAUUGGUAUGUAUGGACAAAUGGUCCCAUUGGACAAGUAGCUCACGGCCCAUAGGAUUGGCACUUUUUUUGGUCAUAAAGGCGCAGUCUACCAAGCAAGACUAUCUCCCGAUGCUGCUACUGCGGCGACUGCUUCUGCUGAUUUCACCGCGUAAGUUGUGCGAUUGCGAUGCUAGUUUCCAGACUAACGACUCGAAAGCAAAGUUUGGGACACUCACAGCGGUGAAGUGCUCUGCACUCUUCAACACAACCAUAUCGUGCGAGCAAUUGCGUUUCCUCCUGAUAAGGGCGAUCUUCUAGCAACUGGAGGAAUGGAAAAGAAACUCCGGCUCUUCGAUCUUUCCAAACAUGCUGCCAUUUUACCACCCAACACAAAAUCCACCCCCAAGAAAAUGGUUGUAAACCCAGAGGGAAAGACAAACGGCGCACUCGAUCGUUCUCUCAUCGGAGCUGAGGAAGGGUUUGAAAUUGGUCCUGGUGUUCACAAAGGUACAAUCAAAGCAAUUGUCUGGUCCAAGGACCCCAACAUUCUCGUCACUGCUGCAGACGAUAAGGUCAUUAGAUGGUGGGAUCUUCGAACUCAAUCCGUUGUACAGGAGAAAACAGUGCAAGGUGAUAUUGGUUCUUGCGAAUUCACAAAUUAUCAACCGCAACCUACUGAUAUCGGUGGUGGGUAUCCGGUUCUUGUUAUCGCGGCAGGCAAGACUGUGUACUUUUAUGGUGGUCCAGAUUCGCGCAACUUGAUCAAAUCAGUUGACUUGCCGUAUGAGGUUGCAAGCGCUGCACUACAUCCUACGCAAAGAAAAUUCGUUACUGGUGGUAUCAAGGAUACAUGGGCAAAAGUAUACAACUAUGAUACUGAGCAGGAAUUAGGUACUUCUUCCCUCCGCUGAUGGUCUACCAAAGCUAAUUAUUCUAGAUGUGCACAAAGGUCAUCACGGACCUAUUUGGAGCAUUAGCUUCUCACCAGAUGGAAGUCUUUAUGCUACCGGAAGUGAGGAUGGAACCAUCAAGAUGUGGAAGAACUGUACAGGUCCAUAUGGAUUGUGGAAAGCUGAUCGUGAGUGAAGAAGGAAAUAUGCUGAAUGAUUGGUUUCUAUAAGUUAUGAUACCAUUCCGGGCGGAGUUUUUGGUGUUGGGAGAUACCAUCCUUUUCAAAGGACCAAGGUAUUUCCAGCGGAAGAAAGAAGAACAUCGUUGCAUACAGAUACAGUCGUUUGCAUACCAAGCGCAUACUUUGUAGAUGUUGAGACUCACGUAGAGAGGAUCCACGUACCGGAAAUAUACCAAUGAAACUUUGCCAGUUAUAG